Vespa mandarinia (Asian giant hornet) is the source of this 1424-nucleotide messenger RNA. RefSeq names its product mpv17-like protein. Gene Ontology annotation, cellular component: cytoplasm; membrane; mitochondrion. NCBI's taxonomy places the organism in Eukaryota, Metazoa, Arthropoda, Insecta, Hymenoptera, Vespidae. The record is from RefSeq and is a predicted model, not a curated record.
GAAAUAAACGUUUCCUUUUAUUACGUACUACGUUUAGAAUAGCACGUUUAUAUUAAUAAUAGUACACGUAUGACGCGUUUAAGCGUCAGCAUUUGUAUUUCGAAAGAAGCUUUACCGAAACGUCAGACAUUAUCAAAUCUAAGAUUUUCUUUUUUGGAUUAUCAUGCACGACGCAUCACCAUGGUAACAGAAAAUGAAAAACUCGUUGCUUGCGCAACGGUGAAGAUAGAACCAAACUCAACCAAGACCGUGGUUAAGGACCACCACUGAGUAAUCAAGGACAGACAAGAAUGGAUCGACUAAUUUCGUCACCGGCGGGAGUUUUGCGCGUGUCGCGCAUAAGUCUUGUCUGUGUCAUUGGGAAUAUGCGCGAGUUUUCCGUAGUAGCGAAUCGUUUCCCAAUGCAGCGAUAUUGUCAAAUAGCUAUUUCUUCGAAAUCUUCACAAAGGAAUAUCGUAAAUUGGUCUCGCAAUAAUUUUUUCGAUUAGAUACGAACGCCUAUUUUACUUAUAUAUUACUCUAACUGUUAUCAGUACGUGAAUAUAAAAACAUGUGAAAGAGAGAACAGUAGAUUUGCAUUCUUCGUCAUCUGAAAACUGAUUUUAUAUUUAAAAAAAAAUGCGAAUCAUUUUAGUAAAAUUUCGUGAAGUAUCUCAAAAAUAUCCUAUUGUACGAGGUAUGGCAUCUUAUGCUAUUAUUUGGCCAACCGCAAGCUUAUUUCAGCAAAAAAUAACAGGUAGACCAGAAUUGAAUUAUACAGAAGCAUUAAGAUUUAGUUUGUAUGGUGGCUUUUUUGUAGCACCAACUUUAUAUUGUUGGUUAAGAUGCGCUUCACAUUUUUGGCCAAAAUCUGAUUUUAAAUCUGCAAUCACAAAAGCAUUGGUAGAACAAGUUACGUAUAGUCCGACUGCUAUGUGUUGCUUUUUCUUUGGAAUGAAUUUACUAGAACAAAAGUCUAUUUCAGAAUGUGCUGAAGAAGUAAAACAGAAAUUCUGGCCAACUUACAAGGUCGGAGUAUGCGUAUGGCCUAUUUUACAAACUAUUAACUUUGUGUUAAUUCCAGAACAUAAUCGUGUAGUUUAUGUAAGUGUUUGCAGUUUCAUCUGGACGUCUUUUCUUGCAUAUAUGAAAGCGCUUCAAGCCAAGCGAGAACAACAAAAAAUGGCAAAUGAUAGUACGAAUAAAAAGGAAUUUUUAGAAAGCCCGCAUAAUGCAAAAUCUAUGAUUCAAUCAGUUGAAAAAAGUAAAUCAAGUUCUUUAUGAUGUAAAUUUUGUAGUAAAUUUUACGAUAUUAGCUCAAUUUAUUUGUAUAAAUUUUAAUUUUUCAUAUGCUUACAUAAAAAAUUUCUGUUUAUAUUUUAUCAAUGUGAACACGUGAUAAUUAUGUAAAAGCAAAUGGAAAAAUUAUUAUCAAAGUAGAGUUU